UGUAAAGUGUAAGGUGUAAGCAAUGACAUAUAGUAUUUUUACUACAGUAAUGUAUGUAAUUUAUAGUAUGUUUAUAAUAAACAUAACAAUAAUGAAAAGUCACAAUCUAAUGUUUUCACAGUUCUCUUACGUCAAAAAUUUUGAUCUAGGUAAAUUUAAUAAUAUGGAAGUCAAACAGGAAGCUAGUGAGAUGAUAUCUUGUAAAGUGGAAACAGAUAAUGAGACCUUUGAUGGUCCUUUGGAUGCCUUCAAAGUCGAAAUCAAAGAAGAACCCAAGACAGAACCCGCAUACGACACGUUUGGCUAUUUAGACUGCAAUGAAUUCCCCCUAAAAACUGAAGUAGAACAAGAACAAGAUGAAUGUAAAUUUACCCCAUCUGAAACAAAGCAGACAGCAAAUGAAAGUUGUUCCCAGGAGCAGAACAAAAUGAAAAGUAUGGAAACAGUAACUGCACAUUCAUCUCAUACUCAUACAGGAAGCUAUACAGGUCGUCACGCUGAAGGAAAACCAUUGAAUAAAAAUAUGAAAGCAGUAUCUGCACGAAGACCUGGCAAAUGUGAAAUUUGUUUUAAAAAGUUUACUCAUGCAUCUUAUUUGAAAAUACAUUUGAGAGUACAUACUGGGAUAAAGCCAUACAAGUGUGAAGUUUGUUUUAAACAGUUUAGUGAAGCAGGUUCUUUAAAAAAACAUUUGAGAAUGCAUACCGGAGAAACACCUUAUAAGUGUGAAAUUUGUUUAAAAAAGUUUACUACUUCAAGUCGUUUGAAAAGUCAUUGGAGAAUACACACCGGAGAACAGCCUUAUAAGUGUGAAGUUUGUUUUAAACAGUUUGCUGAUUCAAGUUCUUCAAAAAAACAUUUGAGAGUGCACACUGGAGAAAAACUUACAAAGUGUGAAAUUUGUUUUAAACAGUUUCGUGAUAUAGGUCAUUUGAAAACACAUUUGAGAGUUCACACUGGAGAACAGCCUUAUAAGUGUGAAAUUUGUUUUAAAGAGUUUAGUCAAAUAGGUAAUUUGAAAACACAUUUGAGAAUGCACACUGGAGAAAAACCUUAUAAGUGUGAAAUUUGUUUAAAGAAGUUUACUACUUCGAGUCCUUUGAAAAAACAUUUGAGAACGCAUACUGGAGAAAAACUUACAAAGUGUGAAAUUUGUUUUAAAGAGUUUAGUGAUAUUGGUAAUUUGAAAACACAUUUGAGAAUGCACACUGGAGAACAGCCUUAUAGGUGUGAAAUUUGUUUUAAGCAAUUCAGUCAAACAUGUCAUUUGAAAAGACAUUUGAGAGUGCACACUGGAGAAAAACCUUAUAAGUGUGAAAUUUGUUUUAAACAGUUUAGUGACGCACGUACUUUAAAAAGACAUUUGAGAGUGCACACUAGGGAAACACCUUUGUAGAGGAAAGGAUGAGAUUGCAAUGAAUAGUUAUUUCGGACAACAGACUUAAUAAAAUUUAAUUUAAAAAUAUAUUGUUUUAUCCCAGUCCAAAAUAAAAUCAAAAUAACAAAAUAAAAAUAAUUCUAAUUUUCGCUCCUGUUGAAAUACCACACAAUUAAUUAGAGAAAAUAAUGAAAUUUGUAAUAUAUUAUGUUUAGGAUGUAAAAGAAGAAGACCAACGACGGACAGAUGUCAGCGACUUAACGUCAUUCCGGCUAGCGUCAUGUAACUUAUAAGUUGUAGCUUCUUGAUUGCUAAUAAAGAUUUGUAUGAACCAGUGGCGGCCCGUGAGGUAGUGCCAUAGAGCCAUGGCACUGCCUUGCUAACUAUGCAGAAACAUUUUUAUCUUAAAAACAUCUUAAUGCCUGUUAAUUUUUUUGUGAUUAUUUCUGUGUAGCGCAAUGCACAUCUAACCACCGACUCUGGCCACCCACAGCUGACCGGAUAAGGGAUGAAGAUCAUGAAAAUCCCGAUGCCGAAAGGCAUAGUGGCUCGCCAGAAAAGAGAAAGAUUGUAUGAGCAUCCUAUGUAAGUGACAGAGAUAGAGCGGUAUUGCACUUUUAAUAUACGUUUAAAUUGGACUCUCCGUGCCAGGCUCGAAAUCUCGAAAAGUAGAUCUUAAGAUACAAUGUUUUAGAUAUAUUUCUAAUUUCUUUACGCGUUCGCUUGACGCUAUUGUGUUUAUUAUCUACUACUGUAUUGUAUAUUUGUGUUUAUACUCUACUAUAUUUUUUAAUUUGUAAUUAUUAGUGCGUCGUGGUCGUGGGUGUCGUAGGUAUAUAAAUAAUAUUUUUAUUAUUUUCUACGUUUAAUUUAUUUAUUGACAAUGAAUCAAAUUAGUAUAUUAAAAAACUCUUUUGGUGGUUUUUCGUCAGAAAAAAAACUUCAAAAUAAAGAACUCGGUCGGCCUUUAGCCGAUUUAAAAAUUGAAAAACAAAGUGGAAAUGGACAAAAACUUCGCUGUCGUAAGUUUAAUAAAACUAUUUAUGAUAAAAAUAACUGGUUGUGUGGUUGCGAACAAACUAAUAAACUGUUCUGUUUUGUAUGCGUUUUGUUUGGAGGUGACGAGAUAUGCGAUGCAGUUGUGUUGCGAAUAAAAACAAGAUUUACCUUCUCCGGACAUUUAGUUGCUUCUCAUUUAUUUAUGUCAGAGAAGUUUUCUGCUUAUAAGGAUAAGUUCCCCGAAUCAUUUCUUAAUGAAACAUGCACACAAUUUUUAUUUUUAAACAAAACUCGGCUUAAAACUUAAUUACAAGUAUUGUAUCAGCGAGACGAAUUAAGUACUACCUCUGGGACUGUUCCGUUAUCAGUUUUAUUAAAUGAUGAAGGUUUAAAAUGUACAUUUGAAGAAACUGUUAAACUUUUAAGUAUAUUAAUAACCAUUCCCAUGUCAACAUCUGAAGCAGAACGUUGUUUUUCAAUGCUAAAACGAAUUAAGACAUUCCUCAGAAAUACCAUGAAGGAAGAACGACUAAGUGCUUUAGGUAUGCUGUCUGCAGAAAUACAUUUUGUAAAUGGCAUUGACAAUUUUAAUAAUAAAGUCAUUGAAAACUUUGCCACCAAAAAAGAAAGAAGGAUGGGCUUCACAUAUCGUAAACUUUAACAGUGAUAUUAAAUAACUUUGUGCGUGUGUGUAAAUAAUAGAAUAGUGUUAUUUUUAUAAUUUUCUAAAUAGGCUCUAGAGAAGAAAUCGUAACACAAACUUCAAGUACAUCAGCAGUAGUAGGAAGAAUGAAAGAUUGACAGCAUAGGAUUAAAGGACGUGGUGGUCGGAUGAGUGCGAGAGACGGAAGCUGAUGCGUGAUGACGAGCGACUGAGAAUCGGGCAAAAGAAGGACAUCGGGGAGAAAUCAUGCCCUAACGGGCGAUUCCACCCUGAUGCCCUAGUAUGAGAGGGGUGGGGUUUAGCUGGUCCCGGCCACAUCGGAGUUACGGAGGGCAGGGAGGUCCGAUUUAGGGCCAAACUGGUCGACGUGACACUGAUGAGGUUUCAGCUCAGGAACCCAGUACUGUUGGAAAUGUUUACUUCCGACGUCUGUUUGCAGAUUCCCCACCUAGUGAUAAAAAAAAGUACAUCAGCAGUAAAUACUGGUGGUAAGUUGAGUUUUUUUAUUGUUAAUUAUUUAAUUUACGGAACUGUUUUGAUAAAUUUUGGUCAAUUUCUUGGCAUCCCAAUAAUAGUAAUAUAAGAUAAAAAUAUCUGCACCUAUUUUUUUUUUAAUUUCUAUUUUAUAUCCUUUUUGACAAUAUCGUGAAACCGUCACUAAAAAUUUAGGCAGCUGCCCGGAUUCUGGCACUACCUUCCUAAAGUUAUACGAGCCGCCACUGGUAUGAACAAUAGUUUAAUAUUUGAUUUACAUGACGAAAGGAACUUAAAACAUGGUGUAAGGUGUAAAGGCUGCUAGUUUGCCCGAAUUUUGAGUACUUGGAAGUAAUAAUUUGGACGUGUGAUACCACGAGAAGAAGUGAGGUUAUAAGCCCGCCAAAAAAGAUUGUCUGGUUAUUUGUUAGAAAUUUUAAGAAUAAUAAUGGAAUUUAAACCGCCUAGUCCAUUAUUUGAGCAUCAAAGUCCGGCUAGUUAUUGGCUUUUAUGGAAACAGAAAUUUAGAAUUUACCUUACGGCCAGUGGAAAGAGUGCUUGUACUGAAGAUGUGAAAAUUGCAAAUCUGUUAAAUUUCAUAGGAGAUGAGGGUGUUGAUAUUUACAAUACAAUUACAGAAGAUCAACAGGCAACUCUUGACAAAUUAGUAAGUGCAUUUGACGAAUAUUUUUUACCAAAAAAAAUAGUUCCAAUGGAAACUUUUAAGUUUCAUAAUCUUGUCCAGGGUAAUGAACAAACUAUAGACCAGUAUCUGACUGACUUAAAGAAACAAGCAAGAUUAUGUGAAUUUAAAUGCACUAAAACAACCUGUGGUGAGUCUUAUGAAGACAGGAUGAUCCGUGAUCAGCUUAUAAUUGGGUUAAAAUGUAAGGAAAGUCAACUCCGACUCCUUAGAGAACAGACUCUUACUACCGAAAAAAUCCUUGAAUAUUGUAAGAGUAUUGAGCUAAGCUUCUUCUUCUUCUUUGAGUGCCUCUCCUAUCGGAGAUUGGAUAUCAUUAGGGCGAUUCUAAUUUUAUUUACUGCUCUUUUGAACAAUUCGUUAGUGGUACAGCCAAACCACUCUCUCAAAUUUCUCAUCCAGGACAUUCUUCUACGGCCUGGAUUUCUUCGUCCUUGGAUUUUUCCUUGCAUUAUAUUUUGUAGGAAUGUGUACUUUUGUCCUCUCAUCAGGUGGCCUAAGUAUUCAAGUUUUCUCUUUUUUAUACUCCGUAGAACUUCUGGCUCGUUAUUUAUUCUGCGUAUUACUUCUUCAUUUGUAAUUUUAUCCACCCAACUUAUUCGUAGUAUACGGCGGUAGCACCACAUCUCAAAGCUUUCAAGAUUUUUAAUAUUCCUCUGUUUAAGAGUCCAUGACUCAACACCGUAGAGCAAAGUACUGAAUACAUAGCAUUUUAACAUUCUAGUUCGUAGAUGAAUACUAAUAUCACGAUUACAAAAUAAUUUUUUCAUUUUUAUAAAAGUAGACCUGGCAAUUUCAAUACGUCUUUUUAUCUCGUGAUUUUGGUCACCUGUUUCAUUGAUAAGGGUUCCCAAGUAUUUGUAUUCGUUUACUUUUUCAAGUUGGGUACCGUUUAUUGUGAUACUAGUGUCAUUUAUUAGAUUCUUACUGAAGGUCAUGUAUUUGGUUUUUUUGACGUUCAUCCUUAUGCCGUAGUUAUUACAUAUCUCAUUCAUAGUUUCAACUAAAUGUUGUAGAUCUUCCGCUGUUCUUGCCAUUAUCACAGUAUCGUCAGCAUAUCGAAUGUUAUUGAUAACUUCUCCAUUGACUAUUAUCCCUUCGUUUGCAUAUGAGAGAGCUUCUUGGCAUAUUUGUUCGCUGUAGAUAUUAAAUAAGAGCGGUGACAAUAUACAACCCUGUCGUACUCCUCUACGUAUUUCUAUUUCGUCCGAUGUUUGUUUUUCUAUUUUUAUAUUAGCUCGCUGAUUCCAGUACAGAUUUAAUAUUAUUUGUAUGUCUCUGGUGUCAAUGUUCUUACUCUCCAGGAUUUCUUUGAGUUUACUGUGGCGUACUUUGUCAAAGGCCUUUUCAAAGUCUAUAAAGCAGGCGUGUACCUCUUGGUUAACAUCUAGGCAUCUCUGUGUUAGAACGUUCAGCUAAGCAAAGAGCAUAUAAAAGUUCUUACCAAAGAAGAAGAUGUCAACUUUGUCAAGCAGUACAGACCAUUGAAAAAGUUAUUGUGUAAGAAGUGCCAUUAUGAACAUUUUCCUAACAGAUAUCCUGCGUUUAACAAAACUUGUGUUAUUUGUCAAGUUAAGGGCCAUUUUGCAAAAGCCUGUCCUGAUAGAAGUGAAGAAACAUGUGAAGGUAAUAGUAACAAGAACUCUUAUUCACCUAGAGGAGAAAGAGCUGUUAAUACAGUCCAGGAGGAAGAAAAAGACAAUUUGAUAUAUGUAUAUGAGUGUCAUUCUAGAAGUAAAUAUUCAUGGUAUGAAACAUUGAUGGUAACUGGAAAAGAGGUAAAGUUUAAGUUGGAUUCAGGUGCUGUGUUUUACCUAACUAUAUUUUUUAUGAUUCUCUAUCAAGUAAGUUGCUUUUUAAUAAAUCAAUAACGACUCUUGUUUCUUAUGGUAAUUUUAAGUUUAAACCAGUAGGUGGAGUUUUUUUGGAAUGUCAGUAUAAAAAUAGCUACUCUAAAGUAAAGUUUCUGAUUGUUGAUUUUAAUGCUGAACCAAUAUUAGGUCUCAGUGAUUGCAUUAAAUUUGACUUAAUAAAAAGAGUGAAUGCCAUAGAAACCACCCUGCCAACUAAAAAAGAUGAUAUUUUGAUAAUGUUUAAAAAGGUAUUUCAAGGGUUAGGUAGAAUGCCAGGAUAUUGUAAUAUUGAACUUUCAGAGGAUGCCAAGCCAGUUAUUCAGUAUAAUUCCAUUAUCAAUGCACGAUAAACUAAAGGAGACACUAAGAUAGUUUGGAGGAAGAAAAAGUUGUUGAGAAAGUAGAUUAUCCAACUGAAUGGGUAAAUAAUUUGUUGAUAGUAGAGAGAAAACCUUCAAAUAAACUAAGGUUAUGCAUUGAUCCCAAGCCACUUAAUGAAUUUAUUCGUAGAGAACAUUUUGCUAUACCAACUUGCAAUGAUAUAGUAAGUAGACUUUCAGGAAAAAACAUAUUUAGUGUUAUAGAUAUGAAAAAUGGGUUUUGGCAAAUUGAAUUAAAUAAAAAAAGCUCAGAUUUAUGUACUUUUAGCACACCUUUUGGGAGAUACAAAUUCAAUCGCCUUCCGUUUGGAAUUUGCUCUGCACCAGAGAUUUUCCAACGUAAGAACUAUGAAAUGUUUGGUGUCAUUGAAAAUGUUGAUAUAUAUUUUGAUGAUAUUAUUAUAUCGGGUAGAGAUGAACUUGAACAUGACAUUGCUCUUAAAAUUGAACAUGACAUUGCUCUUAAAAAAGUAUUUCAAACUGCUAUUGAUAAUAACAUAAAAUUUAACUGGGAAAAAUUUCAAUACAAUUUAGUUGAGGUAUCAUUUAUGGGGCUGGGGCAUAUUUUAUCAGGAAAAGGUGUUAAACCAGAUUUUAAAAAUAUAGAAGCAGUAAUGUCUUUAGAAUCACCUAAAAAUAGGUCAGAAGUUCUUAGAAUACUUGGUAUGGUCAAAUUUUAAAGUUUAUUCCUAAUUUAUCGGCUAUAACUUCAAAUUUAAGAAAUUUAACCAGAAAAGAUGUUCAUUUUUCUUGGAGUGGUGAUCAUGAAUCUGAAUUGAAUCAAUUGAAGUUUCUUAUAACUAGGUCACCGACUUUGAGGAUAUUUGAUCCUACAAAAGAAAUAAUAAUACAGUGUGAUGCAUCUGGGGAAGGACUAGGGUGUUGUCUUAUUCAAGAAGGGCAUCCAGUUGCUUUUGCAUCCCGUUGUCUUACUCGUGCUGAGAAAAGGUAUGCACAGAUAGAAAAGAAGUUACUCGCAGUUGUUUUUUCAGUAGAAAAAUUUCAUUAUUUUAUUUAUGGGUAUAAAACUGUAUAGUCCUGUCGCCAGGGGGGUACAACGGCCUCCUGUAUUCAGAUGGACUUACCCAAGUUUUUUUAUGUAUUU
Molecule: messenger RNA, 7556 nt
Organism: Diabrotica virgifera virgifera (western corn rootworm)
Lineage: Eukaryota; Metazoa; Arthropoda; Insecta; Coleoptera; Chrysomelidae
Product: zinc finger protein 664-like
Exons: 3
Coding region: 23-1396 (457 amino acids)
Biological process (GO): regulation of transcription by RNA polymerase II
Cellular component (GO): nucleus
Molecular function (GO): RNA polymerase II cis-regulatory region sequence-specific DNA binding; DNA-binding transcription activator activity, RNA polymerase II-specific
Source: RefSeq, a predicted model, not a curated record